AUGGGCUCCGCCGCCGAAGGAGAUAACAAUGGAGGAGGCCGCCCAAGGUCCUCGGUCCUGAAGAGCUUCAUCCAUCGUCGUAACCAGUCCGAGGGCUCUGCGCUCUUCACCUCGCCGCCCUCCGUCCAAAUCACCACCACUCCCGCACAACACAUCCAGGCCACAUACGCCCAGCUCGAAGGCAGAAUGCCGCCCCCUCCCCUCCGUACCGAAGGCCUGGGGGCCCUGGGGGAGCUCAACAACUUUCAAAAGGAUCCCAUCCUGCGUUCGCCCGGAAAAGAAGACGACCGCCGCGACCGAUCCCGCUCGCCCACAAAAUCCGCCUUCAGCAACAUGUCAUUCAAGUCCCUGGCCAAGGAGGCCCGCAAAUCACGCGAGGUGUCUCCCGAGAAGCCCAAGAAGACGAAGUCGACCACGAACCUGGCAGGUUUCCUGUCGAGGCCCCGAUCCACAAUGUCCCUCAACAAGAACUCGAAGGAGGAGGAGGAGCGUCGCCAGGCUAAGGACAAGGAGAACCGCACGCCCCCGAGCUCGACGUCGAGCGCCGACAUGACGGGUCCCGCGCCGCCUAUCUACGCACAGUUCUGCAGCCAGGAUCUCGGGAACACUGGGCUGCGCGGCAAGGCAUCGUUCGACGCGAGCAGUGGACGAUACGGGAGCGAUGCCUCGAGCGAGAUAAAGAAGCAGAGACCAAAGUCAUACCAUCCGUCCACCGCAAUCUCCGAGCACAAAUCGACAUCGGAUCUACGCAGCAGACCCAAGAUGGACGGCCGCGAGCCUUCUGCCUCUGAAAGAAUCAAGAGCAAAGUGCAACGGCCGAAGCUCUUUACAGCCUUUUCCGCCAUGGGACACAGCACAAAGUCCAAGGGGUCGGAUGCCUCUUCCGAAAAGGCCAUCGACCCAAAGGAGAUCGAUACCCAUCUGGAGGCCAUGCUCGACCGUCGCAACAUCCCCGAGAAUCAACGCUACAAGAUGCGUAGCUUGGCCGACACGAUCAAGAUGGAGUUCAUCCGACAAGAUUGGGCGGAAAUGGCCGCCAAGGAACAGGCAGGCGCCGCCGACAGCAACGAGCCUUCAUCCGCAGUGACCGGAGGCUCUGACCGCGACGAGACCCAGUCGAAGCGAUCCCGCGGAAGAAGCUUCACUCUUUCGCGCAAGAAGGAGCCUGUUUCCCCGACGAAGAAAUCCAAGGGCGACGGGAGCUCGAUCGGCCGCCACUUCAGAAGCAAGUCUUCCGAAAGCGUGGUGAGCGAGCGACCAACAUCGGCCGGCUCGACAGCAAGCAACGGCAUUCUUUCUAAGAUCAAGUUCGGCCAGGGGCCGGGCGACUACGUUUCCUACCUGCGGAAGGUGCAGAAACCGGAACUGGUUGAGGUCGGGAAGCUGCACAAGCUGCGUUUGCUUCUGCGCAACGAGACCGUUUCCUGGACAGAGGACUUUAUCCGCCAGGGCGGCAUGCAGGAGAUUGUCGGGUUGUUGAACCGAAUUCUCGCCAUCGAGUGGAGAGAGGAACACGACGAUGCCCUUCUCCACGAGAACCUGUUAUGCUUAAAGGCCCUCUGCACCACAGCACUGGCCUUGCAAUAUCUCCACUCCAUCCACGAGGACCUGUUCCCCAAACUCCUCCACAUGCUGUUCGACCCCGAAAAGAAGGGCCCCAGCGAGUUUACUACACGCAACAUCAUCACGUCAGUGUUAUUCACAUAUAUCGAAACAGCCGCUCCCGUCGAGCGGAUCGCUCGUGCUCAAAAGGUGCUCUCGUUCCUGCGAAAUCCCCAGCCCAAAGAAGAAGAGAGACCCGUCGGCUUCGUGCUGGAAAUGCGAAAAGAACGCCCCUACACCGUCUGGAACAAAGAGGUGGUCAGCGUCACGAAGGAGGUCUUCUGGAUCUUCCUGCACCACCUUAAUGUAAUUGCGCUACCCUCCGAUAUGUCGACCAGGGGCGGCGUGCCGCUGACCACCAUGACGAACGGCGCCCAAGAUCCGUACCUCUACAUGCACAGGCACUUCCCCUCGGAGCGCCCGCCUGUGCCGGCAGCGCCCUACGUCGGCGGGGUCGAGUGGGACGCGACCAACUAUCUCGCCUCUCACCUGGAUCUCAUGAACGCCAUCAUCGCGUGCACGCCCACGACGACGCAGCGCAACAACCUGCGCAACGACCUGCGAAUCUCGGGCUGGGAGAAGGUGCUCGGCGGCAGCCUUCGGCUCUGCAAGGAAAAGUUCUAUGGUUGCGUUCACGAGGCCCUGCGGUGCUGGGUCGCAGCCGCCACCGAGGACGGCUGGGACGCCCGCGACGUGCGAUACGGCCCGCCUCCCGAGUCGCGGAGCGCUAGCCCCGCGAAGACGACAAACGCGGCCCAGAAGGCCAAGCAGGCCGAGGCGCCGCCCAAGAUUGAGAUCCCCAAGCUGGAUUUCGGCUUCGACAACCACCGCAUCACGCCGGUCCAGGACAGAGAUAUUUGGUUGUCGUGA
This is a messenger RNA of Colletotrichum higginsianum IMI 349063, 2472 nucleotides long. Its product is annotated as GTPase binding protein Rid1. Gene Ontology annotation, molecular function: actin binding; small GTPase binding. Lineage: Eukaryota; Fungi; Ascomycota; Sordariomycetes; Glomerellales; Glomerellaceae. The record is from RefSeq and is a predicted model, not a curated record. The coding region runs from base 1 to 2472 and encodes 823 amino acids. Gene Ontology annotation, biological process: actin cytoskeleton organization. The transcript is spliced from 2 exons.